This is a messenger RNA of Dunckerocampus dactyliophorus (ringed pipefish), 520 nucleotides long. It is a transcript of the gene tomm7, whose product is annotated as translocase of outer mitochondrial membrane 7 homolog (yeast). Gene Ontology annotation, biological process: protein import into mitochondrial matrix. Bases 66 to 233 code for a protein of 55 amino acids. The record is from RefSeq and is a predicted model, not a curated record. Lineage: Eukaryota; Metazoa; Chordata; Actinopteri; Syngnathiformes; Syngnathidae. The transcript has 3 exons. Gene Ontology annotation, cellular component: mitochondrial outer membrane translocase complex.
UUGUCAUGUGUUUCCUCUUCCGGUGUCCUUGGUAGCGGCGUCUUCGCCACACAGGUUAAGAAAUUAUGGCUAAAAUAAGCAAAGAGACCAAGCAACGGCUGCAGCAGCUGUUCCAGUGCGGCCAGUUCGUCAUCCGAUGGGGUUUUAUUCCCACCGUGCUAUACUUGGGCUUCAAACGAGGAGCAGAUCCAGGAAUGCCAGAUCCCACAGUCUUGAGUUUACUUUGGGGAUGAAGAACAUGAACCAUCAAUAAUUCCCGUCUGCAGACCAGCACGUCCUGCUCCAUAAUUAACUGCCUACCAAGGCAUGUUGCAGUGUUCUUUGUUGAUUUGAUCACAUUUAUUUAUGCAUGGUUUGUGUGACCUUGUCUUUGGUUUUACUCAUGUUUCUUCCUCUUCAACUGUAAAAAUAAAAAUAAUAACGCCUCUUAAUCCCAUUCGCCGAGGACCUUUAUUGGUACUGACGAGUGUAUUGCCGAGCAUUUCAUGUUCAGUGUUAUAUUUUCUGUUUGUUUUUUUCC